CUCAACCUCUCAACCUCAACAAACAAAAUGACAAAUUAUUACUCUAUUAGCCGGAGGAAAUCUAACAAAAGUACAAAUUUACUCUAUGGUUUUAAUACUAAAAGUUUACAAAUUUAUGAGAAAAAAUCAGGGGCAAACAAUUGGAUAUACGACUAGUUCAUCCCAAGUUUGGAUCGACUCUCCGAUCUUCUUCUGCAACUCCGGCGACCUAAAACAUUCUUCAUCCAUCAACAUCGGUCGCCGCCUGCGAAGGUGAGUGGACCACAAGUUUUCUUCUCCAGAUCCAAAAACUGAAACCAUGGCGGACUUACUGGUGGGAGGAGCUCUUCUCUCUGGUUUCAUCAAUGUCCUCUUUGAUAGACUAGCUUCUAAAGAGGUCCUCAACUUCAUUAGAGGAAAGAAAGUUAUUCCUAAGUUGCUUAAAGAGAUGGAGAUUACAUUGAUGUCUGCUAAUGUACUGCUGAACGAUGCCGAGGACAAGCAACUUGGAGACAACAAUGUGAAGAAGUGGCUUGAAGAUCUUAAAGAAGUACUUUAUAAAGCUGAUCACAUGGUGGACAAGAUCAACACUAAAGCUUUGCAACUCAGGAUGGAGAAAGAUGAACGCAAAAGGGCAAAAAGUAAGUUCACAAACCUUAUUCCAAACAUGUUUAGUUCAUUUGACAAUGCUGUGAAAUCUGAAUUAGCAGAUAUCCUCGGUUCAUUGAACCAUCUUUUAGCUCAGACAAAAUUCCUUGGUUUGAAAAAAGUUGACCAAAGAACAACAUUACAUAGAUUACCUGCUCCUUUGCUGGAAGAUUCAGAGGUUUUUGGAAGAGAUGAUGAUAAGGAGGCUAUCAUUAAGAUAUUGUUGUGUGACGAUGUUGGAGAACAUAAGAUAUCUGUUAUUCCAAUAGUAGGGAUGGGUGGUCUUGGCAAAACUACUCUUGCUCAGCUUGUUUACAAUGAUAGCAAUGUCCAAGAACAUUUUGACUUGAAAGCUUGGGUCACAGUUUCAGAAGAAUUUGAUGUUUUUAAAAUAACUAAACUUAUUUUGGAGACAAUCACUUCUAGUGGGUGUGGAAUUACAGAUCUAUAUCAACUUCAGAAUGAAUUGAAGAAGGUUUUGACUGGGAAGAAAUUUCUUUUUGUUCAUGAUGAUGUUUGGAACGAAAAAUAUGAGUUGUGGGACUCUUUGAAAAGUUCGUUUCAAUCUGGCGCACUUGGAAGUAAAAUUAUUGUGACCACGCGUAGUAAUGCUGUUGCAAUGAAGAUGAAGACCGGAAAUGUUCAACCAUACGAACUUAAAGAAAUAUCUAAUGAUGAUUGUUGGAAGCUGUUUGCAAAACAUGUCAUUGAUAAUACAGGCAUAGAUGAUUUACGUCAAGACUUGCAAGAAAUUGGAAAGCAAAUUAUUGAAAAGUGCAAGGGCCAUCCUUUAGCUGUAAAAUCAAUGGCUGGUCUAUUACGAUCUAUGUCAACUUGCGAGGAGUGGACACAUGUAUUGCAAAGUGGUGUAUGGGAAUUGCCCAACUCUCGCGACAUUGGAAUUGUUCCAGCUUUGUGGUUAAGCUAUCGAUAUUUGCCUCCGCAUUUGAAGCCAUGUUUUUCUUUUCUCUCCAUAUUUCCCAAAGAUUAUAAAUUUUCGAAAUAUGAUAGAGAAAAACUAAUCUUAUUAUGGAUGGCACAAGGACUUUUGCAACCUCAAGGAGGAAACAGAAUUGAAGAUGUUGGAGAAGACUACUUGAAUGCUCUAAUAUCAAGAUCAUUUUUUCAAAGAUCCGGACCUAAUCAAUUUGAUCUUUCUAUGCACGAUCUUAUACAUGAUCUAGCUAUAUAUGUAUCAGGUGAGUGUAGUUUUAACUAUGAUAAUUGUCAAGACUUGCAUAAACUUACGAAAAAUACUCACCAUUUUUCAUUUAUGAAAGGCGAGAAUGACAUGAGAAAAUUUGAGAACUUAUCUAGACUGAAGUAUUUGCGUAGCAUGUUAGCUUUCCCAUUGUCAUCUACUUAUAAGAUAGAAUCAACAUUUGGAAUGGUGCUAAAGGUUGGAGGAUGCUUAAGAGUUCUUUCUUUACACGGUUAUUAUGUCAGAGAGUUGCCUGAUUCAAUUGGCUAUUUAAAGCAUCUGAGGUAUUUGGAAGUAUCUUGCCCAUUUGUCACAGAAUUACCAACUUCAAUUUGUGUGUUGUACAAUUUGGAAACACUAUUGUUGGAAGAUUGCAGUAGACUCACGCAAUUGCCUACCAACUUUUCUAAGCUAAUCAAGUUGCGUCAUCUUAGGAUCGGAGGCACAUCUUUGAAAGAGAUGCCACCUAGGAUUUGCAAUAUGAUAAAUCUCCAAACUUUAAGUGGUUUUGUUUUGCGUGAAAAUGGUGGAUCAAGGAUCAAAGAGUUGGGUAACUUGGAGAAUUUGCAUGGAAGCUUGUGUAUUUCAGGCCUUGAGUAUAUUAGGGAUGUGAGUGAUGUUUUGGAAGGCAACUUGAAGAGCAAAAAGUAUCUUACUGAGCUUAUUUUGAAUUGGAAAGGUGAUGUUGAUGAUUCAGCUAGAGCAAAGGAAGUACUUGAUGCACUCCAACCACACGUAAAGUUGAAGAGACUCACAAUUAAAGGUUACAGUGGUACAAGCUUGCCAAAUUGGGUAACACAUCCAUCGUAUUGUAACUUGGAAAGUGUUUAUCUAAGAAACUGUAAAUAUUGUUGUGUGUCACUGCAAUCGUUUCAGCAGCUAAGUUCACUCAAAGAUCUUAGGAUUAUGAAGAGUCCUCAUGUCCGUGAUGAUUUUCACGGUAUUUCUUUGAAUAAGCAAUUUCAAUUCCUAACAGUUUUACAUCUCUCUGAUAUGAUUACGCUGGAUUGGUCGUUUGCUAAUGCAGAUAAGGGUGAGAUUUUCCCCUGUUUAGAGGAGUUUGAGUUAGAAAGAUGUCAAAAGGUAAAUAUGGCAUUGCCUGUUUGCAAUUUUCCAUCUUUGAAAUGUAUCGACAUUACAUCUUGCAAUGAAUUGGUGACUGUAUUUCCAGCAAGUGCACAUGUUGACUCUACAUACCCUCGCCUUAAAAAGUUGUUCAUAAGGGGAUGUCCAAGGGUUGAGUCAUUUUCAGAAAUGGGAUUAUUGCCCAUUACUUUAAAAACUCUGUCCAUUGAGUCAUGCGAUAUGCUCAUUGAAAAUCGCAUGAGAUGGAAUUUACAAAGAAACUCUUCACUGAAACAGUUAGAAAUUAUAGAAUGUGGUGGAGUGGUAGAUUCUUUUCCAGAGGAGUGGUUGCUUCCACCAACUUUAAGAAUUCUCUCAAUCAAAUUUUGUUCGAACCUUAAAGUUCUAAAUGGAAAAAGCUUUCAGCACCUAACCUCUCUUCAAGAAUUGAAUCUUCAUUACUUGGAAAAAUUAGAGUGCUUACCAAAUGAAGGACUGCCCCAGACUCUUACUUCUCUGGAUAUUGAUGGUUGUGAUUUGCUAAUUUCUCAAAAGGGUGUUUGGUAGUUCUGAGGGGAGUGCUACCACUGGUGUUUCUUAUGGUUACUCUAGAUGAUGAUGCUGAAAAGGGAUUUCAGAUGAGAACUAUUCUGAUUAAGAGAUGACAAGAUUGAACUUUUUUAUUUUUUUGGGGUAAUUUUGUCUUCAUCAAUCUUUGUUUUGGUUUGACACCAAAGCCAAGUGGAUUAGAAGGUCGACAUGUCAUUUAGUUUUGAUGAAGACAUUUAUGUGAAAAUGGUUUUGCCGUGAUGAUUGAAUCUCAAAGAUCUCAGCAAAUGGGACAAUAAAUGUCAACUCCCAAGUGGGUAUUUCUCUCUUUGUUGUCAUUAUCUAUUAUUAUUAAUUUGCAAGAAAUUGUUUAUUCUUAAUUUGUGAGUGAGUUAGAGAGUGAGAUGGAUGUUGUGUUGUAAACAUUAAGUACUUCAGACUAUUAUACCAAAUUAAUUCUGAAGCUUCUUGAUGUUCUCAGUCUAUGUCUUUAUAUUGAUGCAGAGAUGGUCUUGUAAAAACACUACUCUUUCAUAUAGUUUUAUGUAUCUGUAUUACUAUGUAUAGAUGUUAAAUAAAUCCAUUGACAGAGUAGUUUAUCUGACUGAAUUCCACUAAGAUUUUGUCAAGUCCUUUUGUGACCAAACUUUUUACAGAUUUUUCAUCAAAGAUGUAUAGGAGUGGCCUACUAUUUAGUUAGUGAGAAUGUGAUUGCUGUUAUUAUUGCUCCUCCUUUAGAUGAUUAUGCUGUUGCUAUUGAGAAAAGUUAUACCAGAAUGAGAACUGUUCUUGUUAACAGAUGACAAUGUUUAAUUCAUCAGUGAUCAUUUUUUAUCA
Molecule: messenger RNA, 4279 nt
Organism: Humulus lupulus (European hop)
Lineage: Eukaryota; Viridiplantae; Streptophyta; Magnoliopsida; Rosales; Cannabaceae
Product: putative disease resistance RPP13-like protein 1
Exons: 3
Coding region: 299-3460 (1053 amino acids)
Biological process (GO): defense response to other organism
Molecular function (GO): ADP binding
Source: RefSeq, a predicted model, not a curated record